AUGCCGAUCUUCGAUCUGGGCCGUCUAGGUCGCUUCCAGAUAUCCUAUCUUCCGCCAUCAGACACACCGCAAGGAGAGCAGCAAGACAUACCAUCAGUCCCGCCACCUGAGUACACGGAGAUCGCUGAAAGCGAGAUCAAGUACCACGCUCCAUCGCAAGCACAACCACCAGAAUGCAAGACCGAACAAAUCCGUCGCUUUCUCAUCGAAAUCGUUGCAAUAACCUUCAACGCGGACUUCGACUCGCUAAACGCAGCCUUAUACAAGAUCCCCGUACCAGACAACACAAACACAAUACUUUGCGACUCUGAGCGCGCAGACCUGGUGGCUCAAUCCGAUCUUGUGCGCAAGGUGCAUAGACACUUCCUCCACAACACCAAGACUCAUAUAUCGCAACAAGACGAGAGAGCCAUCUGCUCCACCAUAACCCUCGCCGUCGCCCCCCUCCGCGUCGCACUCCCCCUAACCUCCUACCAAAGUACACUCCCGCACUUCACUCUAGACAUGAUAGGGUGGUACGGCGAAGAAACGCGACAUCCAUCUGGCACACGCUGGACGAGCACGCUCCCCGGACACUGGGAUACAAACUCUCUGGGGUAUUGCGAUCAAGAACAGGUUAUAUUGUGCAUGAGGUCGCUUUUCCAUAUUAUCAAGGACAUUGCUCCGAACGACAAGGUGCACGACGUGCUAAGGGAAGCAUGGGACACUUGUCGGCGACGCGGUGGGUGGCCGAUGGACACGCUGCUGGGCGACUCGAAGAUGUGUUGGCCCUUGAGGAAGGGGUACCAUCAUAUGGGGGAUGCGUUGAGGGAUAUGCCGCUAUUGGGGCCUUGGGUCGUCGUUGGGGAGUCGAACGAAGCACACUGGAUUAGCUCUGCUACUUCCAAGUACUCCAUAUCACCCUUCGUUCGCACCAUGGGAGUAGUCUCUACGAACGGCAUGUAA
This is a messenger RNA of Alternaria triticimaculans, 945 nucleotides long. RefSeq lists its product as uncharacterized. NCBI's taxonomy places the organism in Eukaryota, Fungi, Ascomycota, Dothideomycetes, Pleosporales, Pleosporaceae. The coding region runs from base 1 to 945 and encodes 314 amino acids. The transcript has a single exon. The record is from RefSeq and is a predicted model, not a curated record.